AUGGUCCCCGCCCCAGAAACCGACAACAAGGGGUUCAUCGAGAUCUACACGCCCAAGAUCCAGGGCGUGGCGACGGAGUCCGGCGCGAGCGUCUUCAAGCUGGGCUACUUUGAGCAGACCGCCUUCCUGGUCCAGCCGCCCCAGCUGGCCAAGUAG
Molecule: messenger RNA, 156 nt
Organism: Puccinia triticina
Lineage: Eukaryota; Fungi; Basidiomycota; Pucciniomycetes; Pucciniales; Pucciniaceae
Exons: 2
Coding region: 1-156 (51 amino acids)
Biological process (GO): aspartyl-tRNA aminoacylation
Cellular component (GO): aminoacyl-tRNA synthetase multienzyme complex; cytoplasm; cytosol
Molecular function (GO): RNA binding; aspartate-tRNA ligase activity; ATP binding
Source: RefSeq, a predicted model, not a curated record